AUGUCUUCCACCACCACCACUCACACCGCAACCACAACAUCACCACCACCAUCGAGGCCACAACCAGUAGGCACUCUCUCUACCAGUGCAUCGACAUAUCCUACCACAUCCACUAUUAGUACUCUGCAUACUUCAUUCAUCAAGCCCAAGAAGAUGUCCAUCACACAAACAUACUAUCUUGCCCACAAGGCAAGGGCAAAGCUUUCUUCGGAAGCUGCCCGCCCCGAUCACAACCUCCGCCUCCUGGUCGGACACGCCAACCUUCUCGACUCAUUGAUGGUCGAGCUCGCCGAUGCCGAAAGGGAACAAGAAUCAUGGUUCAACCAAUCCGUCCGCGGCGCCUCCAACAGCCGCAGCGAAGAACGUCACAUCCAAUGGGCCGACACGGUGGUCCGGGAGCCCGAGCACGACUGGCAAGCCGAGGAUGCCGAGUACAGCGACUCGGAUUCCGAUUCGGACAGCGAUCUGAGCGAGGACGACGAGGAGGACUGUGACGAGGAUGAGGACGUCGAGAUGGCCGAUGCCGUCCCCCUCAGGAGGAUACCCUCACACAGCAGCGGCAGCCUUCAUCGGUACUCGAUGCAAGCACCGCUGCACCAAUUCUACAACUACGACCAAGACAUGGAGGAGGAUGAGGAGGACGACGACGAGGACUACACCCACCUCGCCCUGCAGAGGAGUCCUUCGCACUCUGCGUCGCCACCAGAACUCGAUCUCGACUCGGACUCUUCAGAAGACGAGCACAUGCCACCAUCGCCGCCCACCACCAUCCUCUCCACAUUCUCAUCAACGUCGCCCGAAAAGCAAGCGGGAGAGCAACCAGGAGACGACGAGGAAGAUCAACCAGAACAAGACAAGGAUGCCUUUUACACCCACAACCAGGGCUACUACCUACCAAGCCGUGGUCCGACACUUGUGUCGCCGAUAGGGAUGUACUAAAGACUUCCCCAUCACACACACGCAUACACUUUUCCUUGUUCUACAAU
Molecule: messenger RNA, 986 nt
Organism: Neurospora tetrasperma FGSC 2508
Lineage: Eukaryota; Fungi; Ascomycota; Sordariomycetes; Sordariales; Sordariaceae
Exons: 1
Coding region: 1-939 (312 amino acids)
Source: RefSeq, a predicted model, not a curated record